Messenger RNA from Rhinolophus ferrumequinum (greater horseshoe bat), 8685 nucleotides. It is a transcript of the gene POLQ, whose product is annotated as DNA polymerase theta. Bases 111 to 7898 code for a protein of 2595 amino acids. The record is from RefSeq and is a predicted model, not a curated record. Gene Ontology annotation, biological process: double-strand break repair via alternative nonhomologous end joining; DNA-templated DNA replication. Gene Ontology annotation, molecular function: DNA-directed DNA polymerase activity; DNA binding; ATP binding. Lineage: Eukaryota; Metazoa; Chordata; Mammalia; Chiroptera; Rhinolophidae. The transcript is spliced from 30 exons.
GAAGGCCCUGGCGGGAAGAUGACAGAUACACCUGUCACCAGGCCCGGUUUCUCCCGAAGGGGAGGACGCUGGAACUGUGGCUGUCCCUGAACAGCCGAGAAGAGUUCGCGAUGAAUCAUCCGCGCCGGAGUGGGAAACGGCGGCGUUCAACAUUAGGCUCAGACUCCUGGGGAAGCGGCGAUGACAGCAGUGACAGUCCCCUACUCCCCUUGGGGCGGGUGCUGAGCCCGCCCCCCGGCCUGGGACGCAGUUUGAUGGACAGAGGCCGCCCGCCGGCCGCAGCUGCAGAGGAAUGCAAGCAAACAGUUCCUGACGACCAAAUAGACAAGCUGCUAUUGGCAAAUUGGGGACUUCCUACAGCGGUUUUGGAGAAAUAUCACAGUUUUGGUGUAAAAAAGAUGUUUAAAUGGCAGGCAGAGUGCCUUUUGCUUGGACAAGUCCUGGAAGGAAAGAAUUUAGUCUAUUCAGCUCCUACAAGUGCUGGGAAGACUCUUGUUGCUGAAUUACUUAUUUUGAAGCGGGUUUUGGAAAUGAGGAAGAAAGCUUUGUUUAUUCUGCCCUUUGUCUCUGUGGCUAAAGAGAAGAAAUACUAUCUCCAGAGUCUGUUUCAGGAAGUAGGAAUAAAAGUAGAUGGUUACAUGGGCAGUACCUCUCCAAAAGGGCGUUUCUCUUCCUUGGAUAUUGCUGUUUGCACAAUUGAGAGAGCCAAUGGUCUGAUCAAUCGCCUUAUAGAAGAAAAUAAGAUGGAUCUAUUAGGAACGGUGGUUGUAGAUGAAUUACAUAUGCUGGGAGACUCUCACCGAGGAUAUCUGCUGGAACUUUUGUUGACUAAGAUUUGCUAUAUUACUCAGAAAUCAGCGUCUUGCCAGGCAGAUUUAGCCAGUCCUCUGUCUUAUGCUGUGCAGAUUAUUGGCAUGAGUGCUACUCUUCCUAAUUUGGAGCUUGUGGCUUCCUGGUUGAAUGCUGAACCCUACCGCACCGACUUCCGUCCUGUACCACUGUUGGAGUCAGUAAAAAUUGGAAAUUCCAUAUAUGACUCUUCAAUGAAGCUUGUGAGGGAAUUUCAACCCAUGUUACAAGUGAAGGGAGAUGAAGACCACGUUGUUAGUUUAUGCUAUGAGACCAUUCGUGAUAACCAUUCGGUAUUACUUUUCUGUCCAUCAAAGAAAUGGUGUGAGAAGCUGGCAGACAUUAUUGCCCAGGAAUUUUACAAUCUACACCAUCAAGCUGAGGGAUUGGUAAGAUCAUCUGAACUUUCACCAGUGAUACUAGAACAAAAGGGCCUCCUAGAAGUGAUUGAUCAGCUAAAACGUUCGCCUUCAGGACUGGACUCUGUAUUACAAAAAACUGUACCAUGGGGAGUAGCAUUUCAUCAUGCAGGUCUUACUUUUGAGGAGAGGGAUAUCAUUGAAGGAGCCUUCCGUCAAGGUCAGAUUCGGAUCUUGGCAGCAACGUCUACUCUUUCAUCUGGGGUGAAUUUACCUGCACGUCGUGUGAUUAUUCGGACUCCUAUUUUCAGUGGUCGAACUUUAGAUAUUCUUACUUAUAAGCAGAUGGUUGGUCGUGCUGGCAGGAAAGGAGUAGACACAGUAGGUGAGAGUAUCUUAAUUUGUAAGAACUCUGAGAAAUCAAAAGGCAUAGCUCUACUUCAGGGAUCUCUAAAACCUGUUCGCAGCUGUCUGCGAAGAGAAGAAGGAGAAGAAGUAACUGCGAGCAUGAUAAGAGCUAUUCUGGAGAUAAUAGUUGGUGGUGUGGCGAGUACAUCACAAGAUAUGCAGACUUAUGCUUCUUGCACAUUUUUGGCUGCAAGUAUGAAAGAAGGGAAGCAGGAAAUUCAGAAAAAUCAAGAUCCUGUUCACCUUGGAGCAAUUGAGGCCAGUGUAUUGUGGCUGCUAGAAAAUGAAUUCAUCCAGGCGACUGAAGCUAGUGACGGAACAGAAGGAAAAGUAUAUCAUCCAACACAUCUUGGUUCGGCAACUCUUUCUUCUUCACUUUCUCCAACUGAUACUUUAGAUAUUUUUGCUGACCUCCAAAGAGCAAUGAAGAGCUUUGUUUUAGAGAAUGAUCUACAUAUUGUCUAUCUGGUUACACCUAUGUUUGAGGACUGGACUACAAUAGAUUGGUAUCGAUAUUUCUGUUUGUGGGAGAAGUUGCCAACUUCUAUGAAACGGGUGGCAGAGCUAGUGGGAGUUGAAGAAGGGUUCUUGGCUCGCUCUGUGAAAGGAAAAGUAGUAGCCAGAACUGAAAGACAGUACCGACAAAUGGCCAUCCAUAAAAGGUUUUUUACCAGUCUUGUGUUAUUAGAUUUAAUCAGUGAAGUUCCCUUAAAGGAAAUUAAUAAGAAAUAUGGAUGCAAUCGUGGACAGAUUCAGUCUUUACAACAGUCAGCUGCUGUUUAUGCAGGGAUGAUUACAGUAUUUUCCAAUCGCCUGGGCUGGCACAACAUGGAACUACUACUUUCCCAAUUUCAGAAGCGUCUUACAUUUGGCAUCCAGAGGGAGCUGUGUGACCUGGUCCGGGUGUCCUUACUUAAUGCACAGAGAGCCAGGUUUCUCUACGCUUCUGGCUUUCUUACUGUGGCAGAUCUUGCCAGAGCAAAUAUUGCUGAGGUGGAGACUGUUCUGAAAAAUGCUGUGCCUUUUAAAAGUGCCCGAAAGGCAGUGGAUGAGGAAGAGGAAGCAGUUGAAGAACGUCGGAAUAUGCACACUAUUUGGGUGACUGGUAGAAAAGGUUUAACUGAAAGGGAAGCAGCAGCCCUAAUAGUGGAAGAAGCCAAAAUAAUUCUACAGCAGGACUUAGUUGAAAUGGGAGUGCAAUGGAAUCCACAUUCCCUUUUAAAUUCUGAUACACACUCAUUGACCAGCAGUGAGUCAGAAGUAAAGGAACACAAAUUUAUAUCCCAAACUAAGAGUUCUUGUAAAAGAUUAACAUCAGAGAAAAAAAGUAACACAAUAUUUAGUGAUUCUUCUGUUAAGCAUUCACCAAAUACAGUGCAAGAUUUAGAUAAAAACGGAGAGCAUACAAAUUCUUUUUAUUAUCAGGAUGGGCAUCAACAACGUCAGGUACGUUCUAUUUCCAGAGCAAGAAAACGGAUGUCCUUGAAUAUAAGUAAAGAGAAGCUGGGAACCUCUCCAAAUGAGGGAAAAACAAGUACUAAGAAAAUUGUUCAGACUCUCUCAUCUGAGAAAACAAAAAAGGAAGCUUUGAAUUGCAGUUCAGAAAAGCUGGGUACCACCUUUCGAUCUUGGAAACAUAGUAAGCAUCUAAAACGAUCCAGAUGCAGUAGCCCUGUGAAAGACUGUGGAAAGCGUAGAACUGAUUUACAAAAACAAACUGUAUCUAAUCCUGUUCCUUGUGAAGACUCAUUUACCUUAGAUGAAAAGAAUAUGGAAUUUGGAAGUCCUGGGCCAUUUGCUAAAAAUGUAUCUUUCAGUGCUGAGGGAAAAUAUAAUAAAACAUCAUUCCCAUCACAAACAGAACAAAGUUGUUCAAGGAAGAAAACAAUAAAUAGUGGUAUUCUUGUUGAGCAUUAUAGCACAGGAUCCCAGAGUGAAAAACAGACUUGUCAAGCCACUAGUGUGGUUAGUGAAAAUGGAAGAGGAUUAACUGUUGUGGAGUCAGAAAAAAUAGAUGAAGUGCUGGUAGAAAAUGAUUCAAAAAAACGUAAUAUUUAUGUGAGACACCAUGAUAUGCAUCCGAUUAACCAGUGCACUAAGAAGCAGUCUGAUAAACAGACAAACACUUAUACUAAACAGAAAAAAAUAAUAGAGACGCAAAUGCCCUGUGAGAUAGUCAGUGGUUAUAUGACUAGAGACUCAAAGGCUAGUAUUAUCGAAUGUAAAAGUGUAAAGUUUAAUGCUGAGGAAAAUAAAUUAAAUAAUCUUCAGGUAUCGGGAGAUAACAUAAGCAGCACUGAUAUACCCAGUGGAUUACAUCUACCAACUGGAGCAUUUGGUAAAUCUGGAGGCCAGCAUAAGAAUUUUGUAAAUCCUUCUAGAAUUCAAGGACAAACAGAUGCUCAUGCAGCAAACAAAAAUAAUUGUGUUUCUGGCUUAGGGUUAGUUCCUUGUGAUUUUGAAGAUAGUUUCUACCUGGAUACUCAGUCAGAGAAAAUAAUACAACAGAUGGUAACUGAAAAUGCCAAACAAGAAGCAGCAAAGGACACCAAUCUGGCAGCGGAGAUGAUGCGGAAGAGCCUGGGCACCCAGGGCUCAAUGAGCUCUUCUCAGAAUGACAUUUACUUUGCCUUUCCUGGUGACCAGCGUUCUCCAGGAGGGACAAAUGUAGACCAUUUGGAACCGACGACUGCAGGCACUGUGAAACGAAGCACUGAUUCACCUGGGGUUGAUAUCCUGACUCCAGAAAGCCCACUUUUUCAUUCUCCAGUAUUAUUGAGGCAAAAUGGCCCUUGUUUUAAAGGGAAUGAACUUUCUGUUACUGACUCCCAAUUAAAUAGUUUUCUUGAAGGUUAUCAAACACAGGAAGCUAUGAAACCAGUUAUAUCUCUAGUUCCUCAAAAGAGAACUCCCACUGGCGUAGAAGUAGAAUGUCUGCCAGUUCCUGAAACAAGUUUAAAUUUGAGUGAUAGUUUACUGUUUGACAGUUUCAGUGAAGACUACCUCAUUAAAGAACAACCACCUGGUGUCCAAACAAAAGAACCCCUUCCUUCUGAAAUAAUGUCAGACCAUUUCAGUGAUUCUUUAUGUCUGAAACCAGAGGACCCAAUUAAAUCAAAUAUGGAUGCGAAUCAAGAUAAUCAGCAGCAGUUGACUUGUUUCAGUGAUGAGUCUAUUGUAUUUUCAGAAAUAGAUUCUGUUCAGAUGGUUGAAGCUUUGGAUAAUGUAGAUAUAUUUCCUGUCCAGGAUAAACAUAAUACUGCAGUAUCUUUUAGAACAUUAGAACCAUGUGAUCCAGUGGGUAAUGAUUAUCCCCAAAGAGAAGUAAUUGAAGGAGAUGAAGAUGAAAAGUCUCAAGAAUCCAAAUUAACUGGGACAAAACAAAAUAAUUCAUUACUAUGGUCAGGAGAAUCAUUUGAUUUAAGUCCAGGACUGCAAAGGAUUUUAGAUAAAGUGUCCAGUCCUCUAGAAAAUGAACAGCCAAAAUUAACCACUACAGACUUGUCUAGUUUGAAAGAAAAAAACAGAGAGUUAAAUGACAAACAAGAAGUAGUUUCAAAUUUGGAGUUAAAUCAAGUACAACGAAUUUCAUAUUCCCCUAAUAUGGACAUAAAAAGCACGAUUGAGGCAUUUGCGAACAAUGCUAUUCAUGGUGAAACCCCAUCCCUCUUGCCUUGUAAGGAAAGCUAUACAGUUGAUGAUAAUGGACUCAUUCCUCCUACACCCAUUCCAGCGUCUGCUUCUAAGCUGGCAUUUCCAGGUAUUCGUGAAACAUCUUCUGGAAAACUUUGGAAAACUAGUAGUGUUUUACAACCUGGUGAAAGUUAUUCGUUUGGCUUACCUUCAGCUAUUAAAAGCCAUGACUUAAGCCCAGAGAAUAGAAAGAAUGUAAAAGACAACAGUCCUGUUGGAGACACAAGUUUUUCACUGCAGUUAUCACAGGAUGGAUCACAGUUAACUCCAGCCUCAUGCAGUUCAGAAAGCUUGGCCAUAAUUGAUGUAGCAAGUGACCAAAUUCUCUUUCAAACGUUUAUAAAGGAGUGGCAGUGCAAAAAGCGAUUUUCCAUCUCACUGGCUUGUGAAAAGAUCAGUAAUUUGACAUCUUGUAAAAGUGCUACUAUUGGUGGUAGGUUUAAGCGAGUUAGCUCACCUCAGGAAACCCCCAUUAGAGAUGAUGGAUUUCCUGUUAAGGAUUGUGAUGACAUCUUGGUGGUUGGACUGGCAGUAUGUUGGGGUGGAAGAGAUGCCUAUUAUAUUUCACUGCAGAAAGAACAAAAACAUUCUGAAAUUAGUGCAAGUUUGGCUCCACCAUCUCUGGAUCCAAACCUGACUGUGAAAGACAGAAUGUGGCAUCUUCAAUCCUGCUUUCCAAAAGAAUCUGAUAAAGAACGUUCUGUUAUCAUCUAUGACUUCAUCCAGAGCUAUAAAAUUCUUCUUCUGUCUUGUGGCAUCUCCCUGGAACAAAGUUUUGAAGAUCCUAAGGUGGCGUGCUGGUUAUUAGAUCCAGAUUCUAAGGAGCCGACUCUUCACAGCAUAGUGACCAGUUUUCUGCCUCAUGAGCUUCUACUCCUAGACGGGCUAGAGUCUGGCCAAGGAAUUCAAAGCCUGGGACUGAAUGUCGGCACUGAGCAUUCUGGGCGAUACAGAGCGUCUGUAGAGUCCAUUCUCAUCUUCAACGCUAUGAAUCAACUCAAUUCAUUGUUAAAGAAGGAAAACCUGCAAGAUGUUUUCUGUAAAGUGGAAAUGCCCUGUCAGUACUGCUUGGCCUUGCUAGAGCUAAAUGGAAUCGGCUUUAGUACUGCAGAAUGUGAAAGUCAGAAACACAUAAUGCAAGCCAAGCUGGAGGCAAUUGAGACUCAGGCCUAUCAACUUGCUGGCCACAGUUUUUCCUUCACCAGUUCAGAUGACAUCGCUGAGGUUUUAUUUUUGGAAUUGAAGUUGCCACCAAAUGGAGAGAUAAACCAAGGUGGCAAGAAAACUUUGGGUUCCACCAGAAGAGGGAAUGACAAUGGACGCAAACUGAGCCUAGGAAAACAGUUCAGCACUAGAAAGGAUGUGUUAAAUAAAUUAAAGGCAUUACAUCCUUUACCAGACUUGAUAUUAGAGUGGAGAAGAAUCACCAAUGCUAUUACCAAGGUAAUCUUUCCCCUGCAGCGGGAAAAGCGUCUGAAUCCUUUUCUUGGAAUGGAAAGAAUCUAUCCUGUAUCACAGUCACACACUGCUACAGGACGAAUAACCUUUAUAGAACCAAAUAUUCAGAAUGUGCCAAGAGAUUUUGAGAUCAAAAUGCCAACACUAGUAGGAGAAAGCCCACCUUCCCAAGCCCUAGGCAGGGGCCUACUUCCCACGGGCAGAGGAAGAAAUAGAAAGGGUUGUGGCCUAAACCCUGGGCACCAGGCACAGAUGGAGGAGAGAGCCUCAGACAGAGGAAUGCCAUUUUCAGUCAGCAUGCGACAUGCCUUUGUGCCUUUUCCAGGUGGUUUAAUAUUAGCUGCUGAUUACUCUCAACUUGAACUGAGGAUCUUGGCUCAUUUAUCUCAUGAUCAUCGUCUCAUUCAAGUAUUAAACACUGGAGCUGAUGUUUUCAGGAGUAUUGCAGCUGAAUGGAAGAUGAUUGAGCCAGAGUCUGUUGGGGAUAAUCUGAGGCAACAAGCAAAGCAGAUUUGCUAUGGAAUCAUUUAUGGAAUGGGAGCUAAAUCUUUGGGAGAGCAGAUGGGCAUUGAAGAAAAAGAUGCUGCUUGCUACAUUGACUCCUUCAAAUCCAGAUACACAGGGAUUAAUCAUUUCAUGAAAGAGACGGUGAAGAAUUGUAAAAGAGAUGGGUUUGUUCAGACCAUUUUGGGACGGCGUAGGUAUUUACCAGGAAUCAAAGACAACAACCCUUAUCAUAAAGCUCACGCUGAGCGUCAGGCAAUCAACACAACAGUCCAAGGUUCAGCGGCCGAUAUUGUCAAAAUAGCCACAGUUAACAUUCAGAAGCAACUAGAGACCUUCCACUCAACCUUCAAAUCCCAUGGUCAUCGGGAGGUUAUGCUCCAAAGUGACAAAACAGGAUUGUUACCAAAGAGAAAACUUCAAGGGAUGUUCUGCCCAAUCAGAGGAGGCUUCUUCAUCCUCCAACUCCAUGAUGAACUCUUAUAUGAAGUAGCAGAAGAAGAUGUUGUUCAGGUAGCUCAGAUUGUCAAGAAUGAAAUGGAAAAUGCCAUACAACUUUCUGUGAAACUCAAAGUGAAAGUGAAAAUAGGUGCCAGCUGGGGAGAGCUGAAGAACUUUGAUGUGUAAUUAUACCAUUGAUUAAAUUCCCUUAGGGAAGACUUGUAUAGGUCCAAUCACAUGGAAAGAAUAGAAACUACCCUUUUGCCUAGUUCACGAAAAAAUAGAAACCCUCAGGUCUUGAUGGACUUAGGAUAGUAAUUUUAUAAUGAGAGUUUCAAAAUGUGUAUGAGAAUUUAUUCUCUGUAAUGUAAAAAUCUUUUUUGAGACAAAAUACCAAGUUUAAUGAUUAUGUUCACUCUCAAAGAGUAUCUAUAAAAUUGCCUUUUAUAGUUUACUGUGGCUCUAAGCAGGUUCAGAACACAUGCCUAAAAUACGCACUUAGCACUUGAGUCCUCAUCUGCCUGGGUUGAGCAUAAGGAAAAUGGAACUAAGUAUUUCCAGCUCUGUCCAGGAUUCAGACACUUGUGAUGUAGACCUAACCCGAGCCAUAGGAAGGUAAAGAUUUGAUUGCACAUACACCACCAGGGUUAGGCCUUGUGUGUGAUUUUUCUCAAAUAUCAAUCUAAGCCUACUGAAGUAGUAUUUUUGAAUAGCACUGGCUAAUAAAUUACAAAUUCUAUGAAGUGGUAAGACUUGAUAUGGAUGUAAUCUAGGAAUGGAUUUUCAUGAAAUGCUGUUUCUUCUGCCUUUUCCCUCCCCCGUUCAAUACGUAGGUAUUGUAAAACAAGCUAUACCUCUUCAAGAGGUAUCCUGUUCUGUAAGAUCAGAUGUUUAUAUUGCAGUUUAGCAUAGUACUGCCAGAGAAGUACUUUAGUGCCCCUUACUGUUUGUGACAUGGUGAGAAUACCCCCUC